AGGUGAUCCUGUUGGACCCUCCAUGAGCAAGGAGCAAGAGUCAGGGCAGCGGUGUGGGGGCUGUGGGUUGGGAGAGGGGGUUUGUUGGUUUCGUUUGUGCCGUUGGGAAGCUGUGAGAUGGCUGAGGGAGGGGCCCCCGUGAGCAAACCUACAGCUCGGCUGCUGCUGCCCUGAUGAGUUUCCACUUCUUGCUUUGGAGGAGAAGCCGAGGCUCUGAGGUACACGGAGAACCCACUGGAGAAGCCUCCAGCCCUCAGGGGUCUGACUGCAAACCCUGCUUACAGGAGUUCACUGACCCCAGCCCCCCAGGUUUGGAGUGUCCCAACCCCAGAAGCUUCCUCCCAUCCCUGAUUGCUGAGGAUGACACCUUCUGCACCAGCAUGGCUGAAGAAAAGGAGGACUCUUCUUCCACAGAGUUGGAUGUCCCAGCAGUGGACUUGCAGAGCAGCACUGAGGAUCUCCUCUCAGACCCUGCUCUCCAUGGCACGGAGUACUACAGAGAUCUGGAAUCCCUGAGCUCACCAGUUCCCAAAACAACACCAGAGGCAGCAAUGCAGCCCGAGCCAGCAGCCCAGCCCAUGUCUGCUGCUCAAUCCCUGGAGGAGAGAGCAGGGGCUCUGCCCAAAAUGUCCAUGGAUCUUGCUUUUUCCAACCCUGUUUCCUGCUCCAUGCCUUAUGACGAGGCUGCCCGCUGCUUUCUGAGCAGGGCUGGGGGCUGCUCCUGGGCAGCAGUCCCAGAAGGUGGGACCAGCACCUCGGAGUGCCCUGAAGGGGCAGGAGAAAAGGAGGAGGCCAAGGAGUCCUUCCCAACCCUGGUGAGAUCCAUGUCUACCUCUCGGAGGCACAGCUGGGGGAGCCCUCUGUCACCCGUGGACUGCAAACGCAGGUUCAGCCUGGAUGCCACUGAGAUGGGCAGCGACCCAGAGCAGGAGGAUGUGGAGAAGAGGAGCAAGUCCUGCCCGGAGCCUCCUGUGUCCUUUCAGCUGCCCAAAGGGGAACUGGAAAGCUGGAGGAGCAGAGGGGGUGGCCUGGUGAUCGAAGUGGAGAUUGAGCCAUUGUGCCCCCACCACAGGGUCAGCCCUGGCCUGGAGGAGGGGGCACGUGGCAGCAACGGGAAGAGACUGAGGUCCAAGUCUGUCCCAGCAGCCUGUGAGACAGUCGCCUCCCCUCAGGUUCCUUGCAGUUUCAACACUUCUCUUCCAGCUGGGGAAGGUGUUGAACCCCCUGCUCUGGAGAUGCUGGAGAAGGACCAUGUGUCCCCAGACCACGUGCUAAUUGUCCAGCAGGUACUUCAGGAGCUGAAACAAUACCAUGGGGCGAAGCAGAGAGCUCACACACAAGAAGGCAGUGAUUCUUCCCAGCAGAACCUCACCUGGUUUGAGUUCCUGUCUAAUGAAAAUGAGGAGAGUGGAAAGGUUGAUAAAGCAGAGAAAGGCACGAAGGUGAUGAGACGUCUGAGUUCCCUGCGGAGCCGAGUCACCGGGUCCUGGCAGAAGGAUAAGGGUAAGAACAAAGAGCAGCCAAAAGAGAGGGAGAAGGAAAAAGAGACAAAGGAGCCAAAAGAGAUCAACAGGCACCAGCUUGUGCCAGGGGUUUUCUCCAGCUGCACCAGCUGCUCACUGUGUGCCAAACCUCUUGUGAAUAAAAGUGCUCUGCAGUGCCUGAAUUGUGCAGUGAAUGUCCAUAAGAACUGCAAGAGUUUACUGGGUGAAUGCAGCAGCAUCAGACCCAAGCAGAAAGAUUUGCAGCACAGACCUUCUGGAUCUCCACAGAGUUCACCCCAGUGCAUUUCCCCAGCAGCUUCUCUGAAGGAGCAGCCCCGAAGUCUCCUCCUGGGACCUGAUGGCACCCCAGUACUCCCACGGAAUCUCGGAAUGACUAUCACCCAAAGAGGAAAUUCUCAGUCUCCAUUGAAUACUGCUGGAGCUGUUCAUAAAUUUGGACUGAUUUCACGAGACAUGGAUGAAGGAGAUUCAGGAUUUAUAAAAUUUAAGCAGACUUCAGAUGAUGUUGUCUCACUUGCAUCUACAACAGCAGACUCCACUUUUCUGGAAGAUGCAUAUUUCACAUCCCUCCGAAGUGAAAUAGAAACAGAUGCUCAUGAGUUUGAGGCAGAGUCUUGGAGUCUUGCAGUGGAGCAGUCUUAUGCAAAAAGACAAAAGAAAGAAGUUAUAAAAAGGCAAGAUGUCAUUUAUGAACUAAUGCAGACUGAAAUGCACCACGUCAGGACCCUGAAGAUAAUGCUGAAGGUUUACUCCAAAGCCAUGAGAGAAGAACUGCAGUUCCCAAAUGCAGUCAUCAACAAGCUCUUCCCCUGUGUGGAUGAGCUCCUGGAGAUGCAUGGGCAAUUCCUGCUCCAGUUAAAGGAGAGACGAAAGGAAUCUUUGGAAGAAGGCAGUGACCAAAAUUAUAUAAUCCAGAACAUUGGAGACCUCUUGAUAAAACAGUUUUCAGGUGAAAAUGGGGAGAGAAUGAAAGAAAAAUACGGUGUGUUCUGUUGUGGACACAAUGAAGCUGUUAGCCACUAUAAAGACCUUCUCCAAAGCAAUAAGAAGUUCCAAAACUUAAUAAAGAAAAUUGGCAACUGUUCCAUCGUGAGGAGGCUGGGUGUCCAGGAGUGCAUCCUUCUGGUGACACAGCGCAUCACCAAGUACCCGGUCUUGGUGGAUCGUAUUAUCCAGAAUACAGAAGCUGGAACCAGAGAUCAUGAAGAGUUGACCCAGGCCCUCAGUUUAAUUAAGGACACAAUCACUCAUGUAGAUGCUAUGGUCAAUGAGUGUGAGAAGGGGCAACGCCUUAAAGAGAUUAUGCACAAAAUGGAACUCAAAUCAUCUGGGAAAUGCAAGAAUGGGCUUUUCUUCCGGAAGGAUGACAUGGGACAGAGGAGACUUCUCCUGGAUGGGAUGCUGUACUGGAAAGCUGCAUCAGGGAGACUCAAAGAUAUUCUGGCAGUCCUGUUAACUGAUGUACUGUUACUCUUGCAAGAAAAGGACCAAAAAUAUACAUUUGCAUCAGUGGACUCUAAGCCACCAGUUAUCUCGUUGCAAAAGUUGAUUGUGAGAGAGGUUGCUAAUGAGGAAAAGGCAAUGUUCUUAAUCAGUGCUUCCUUAAAAGGACCAGAAAUGUAUGAAAUUCACACUGGCUCCAAAGAGGAGAGGAAUUCCUGGAUGGCACACAUCCGCAGAGCUGUGGAAAGCUGUCCUGAUGAAGAAGGAGGAACAUUUAAUGAACCUGAAACAGAGAGGAGGCUGGCUGAAGCAAGAGCUAAGUUAAAAGAUUUUCAAGAGCGUUUGAACAUGAAAGAUGAGCUGAUUCUUCAAAGUCUGACUGAGAAGCAGCAGAUUUAUCUGGAAAUGUCUGAGAUGAAUGGGUUUGAAGACCAUUCCCAAGGAUCCAGAUCUAGGCUGCUUCUUCGGGGAGAUAUCUCAGAAAAUGUGAAUGGAGAGGAGAUUUUGAAGUCUGCAGUGACAGAAGCUGAAAAUCUCCAGAACCUUCUCUUCACUCACUUGGGCAGUGGAUCCUAUCAGCCUGAAGAUGGUUCUGGGUCGGGACUCCCCAGGAGGGCAGAGACCUUUGGAGGAUAUGACAGCAGCCCCUCAGUGUCAAUGAAAAGUGGUGGUUUUAGGAAGAACAGCAGUGGUGACCAGAGACAGUGGGAAUGGAGAGGCUCUGCAGUGGGUCCAGAUGUUCAACCCCAUGACCUCCCUUCUGAUGCAGAAAAAGGACCUCAGACUAGUGAUCUAACAAGUCUGGAUGACAGCAGUGGUUUUCAGCCCACCAUAGAGUCUCAGCUUGUCCAAAGGAUACAAACUCUGUUACAGUUGCUCUUCAGUCUUCAGGCAGUGAUAUCCCAGCAGGACAGCUACAUUGAGAUGCAAAGAGCCACCAUGGCAGACCGGGAGAAGCAAUACCGGCUGCAAUCCACACGAGGCAACCUGCUGCUAGAGCAGGAGAAACAAAGGAACUUUGAAAAACAAAAAGAAGAACUGAUGAACGUCCAGAAACUUCAGAACCAGCUGAAGCUGGAGCAGCAGCGCCUGGAAAGGGAAAGGAUCCGGCAGCAGAAGGAAUUUGAAAGCACUGAAGCUCGGCUGCAGGAAUGGGAGGAGGAGACAAGGCAGCAGAGAGAGAAGUUGAGCCAGGACAAGGAGGAGUUGGAGAGGCAGAGGGAGGCCUAUCAGCACGACCUGGAGAGGCUGAGGGAAGCACAGAGAGCAGUGGAGAAGGAGAAGGAACGUCUGGAUCAGCUAAGGAAGCUGAAGAAGCAGAACACAGUGUCAGGCACUUUCUCCCCAGAAAUGGGACAGAGCCAGAUGUUAAGUCAUUCUGUGAGCUUCAAUGGAGAAGGGCUGGAACCAUCUCUCCCCAUCCUGAAAAGUUCUGGCAGAGUCAGUGUCUCUGGGAUGGAUUACCUGGAAAGAACAGACCUGGUUCGGAGGGACAGCACCAGCCUGGAGAAUCGUCCAGCCCUGGCCUUGAAGAAUGAAGUGCCAAUCCAUCUCCUGAGUGCAACAAACCAGAUCCAGAAACCAGCCUCAGUCCAGCAGCAGAUUCCCACCAAGCUGGCCACUUUCACAAAAGGAAGCAAGGAGAAAGGUGGGAAGAACAAAGCAUCUCAUAGGACAGACAGUUCAGCAUCUGUUGAUCAGAAGCAGCUAUUCCCCCCCAGGCUUGUUGGACGAGACGAGGGGCUCCUGAGGGGCAGAAGAUCAGCAAGCCCAGUCCUCCCAAGCAGCCAGACCCCUCCAUUCCAGCCAGAAUUGUACGGCCCCACAGAUGCUCAGCCAGAAGCACUUUCAUCUGCCUCAGCGAACCCUUUCAAGCCCAAUAACGUUCACGUUCAGCCCCUGGUCACCUCUCAGCCAAGUCUGUUAAAUGUGCAAGAUGAUACCAGCAAAGAAGAUGUGAUAUUCUUCUAAUUAUUUCCAUUUAAAGAAAUUAAUCAGCUGACACACUGUUUGAAGAACUCAGGCCUCAGUGCUCGACCUGGCAGAGACAGGAAGUGGAUGUCUUUUCAUCCCUGUCCCGUUCCUACUACCAAGGACCAGACCAGGAUUCCUGCUCAGCUUUGUUGGCUUCUCUGCCAAAUUAAACAGAUUAACAACAAAUGGAAAAUUUGCUCUGAAGUUCUCCAAAGAUGGGAAAUAAAUUUGGAGCAUAUUAAAAUGCUGCCACUUAUUGUAAUUUGUUCUUUUUGGAGAAUGUACCCUCCUUGUGGGCACCGUCUUGGAAAUGGUUAUAGCUGAUGUUGAACUGCCCAGAUUUUUAUGUUAAAAGGUUUUAGUAGUAUGUAAGCCCCAAAAUGGCUGCAAAUUUUUCAAUCUGUUUUCACAGGUGCAUGGUCAGUAAUGGAAUAUGCUAAUGAUAUGUUGAUAAUUAGUUGAUUAGCAAGCCAGUCUCCUUCCAGCCAGGCGUGACAGUCGGUGCGGUGCCCACUCACAGGAGCCAAAUAAUUAUCUCUGUUCCUUUGGUGAAUUCAGUGGAGCUCGUGCUCCAUGGCCAGGCACAGUGGAAGAGAGAAGGCAAACUUCUUAAGAGUCUUCAGAAGUCAGGAGCUCCACCUGCUCGUGGGUGAGAAGGGUUGGACAUGUGAAAAUCCACAACGGUAACGAAGAGUUGGAAUGAACGUUUCAUGGGUUAUCAGCUUGUGUUGGAUCCCUGUCUCCUGGGAGGCAUUGGGUGGCUCUCCAUGUUGGGGAAGAUCCCAAGCAAAACUCAUGAGCUGGUUCAGAAUGAACUGAGACUUGGAUUUUGUUCUUUGCUGAAGACAAAUGUGAGAAGUGUUUGGAUGCAGUUAUUUAUUGUCUUGUGUAACCUUAAGUUUUCUGCAUCUUUUGUUUGUCUCUUAACUUGUUGGGACUUAACUCUGAGUACCAGAAGAUAUCAAAGCUGCUGUUACUGCAGAGAUUUCUCUGCAGCACUGUUAGGAAUGAAGGGAAUUAGAAAUGUUUGGGUUUAAAAAAUAUAAAAAAUAAAAGUAGACUUAGCUAAAGCUAUGUUGGUUCAGCUGCUUUACAGCUAAACCAGCUUUGAUACCUCUUGUUAAAUGGGUCAGUUCUUAAUCAUGGAAUGGUGAUGACAUUAAUGUUCUGCUCAAAAGGCAUUAUUUCCCUUUGUAGUAAUUUGCACAGACAUUUUAUUCUUUUCUAUAAUUUUUAUCUCAGUUUCUUACUCCAUACAUUGCUUAGGGAUGUCUAUCCCAAUCUGUGUUGAAUGUGACCAGCCAGCUACUGUUUAGAAGGUGUUAUUACAGAAUUAAAGAAAGCAGUAUCUGAGAGCUUGAAAACUUGGGCAAAUACCUCUUAGAACAUGAUUGAUAAUGUUGGGUUUUAUAUCUGUAACUCUGCUUUCAAGUGAUUUUUAGCACCAGGGGCUGGAAUGCCUGCUCAGUUCUCCAUGUAGUCACCUGGUGAUGGCAUCAAAUGGCAAUUUGUCAGUCUGCUCACAUUCAUGCUGCCUUCAUAAGUUCCCCUUGCUUGAUGAAAGUGUUAAAAUGAUUUCAGUACUUAAAAUGCAAGAAACAUUAUAGAUUUGCAGCAGCAAAUACAGACUUUGAUUUUCCAGGGGUUUUGAGUUUUCAUCUUCAGACAAGAAAUGGAAAAAUCCAAAUGCACUGCUCAGAUACAGAUAAGCUACAGAAUCCUGAUUCAGUCAUAGGGACCAAGCACCCCUGGCUGGAAAUCUUUGUGGAUUGAAGGGUCUUUUUCUUUGUGAAGUGAUUCUGGUAAAAAACUGAAGCAGUGGCACCAAGCUCAAGGAGAGAGAACCCCAAACCAUCGUGCUUGUUACCAGACUGGUGACACUCCCCAGCCCCCUGACAAGUGAUUGCUAUAAAAUUGGACACAUUUCACUCUGAUAUCAAAGGACUGCUUGGUAAAUCAUCAGAAUUUACCCAAAUUGGAUUUGCAGCAAUUUUUGUGGUAACAAUGUUGAUGGUUAGAACCCAGUUCUACCCUCUAUUAAUGUUUUGCAUUCCAAAAGCUAGCUUGGAAUGUGGGGGAAUUCUUCAAGUCAAUGCAACUUCUGAUCAAUCCAGCAGCCCUGUAGGGCUGAUAUUACAGUUGGCUGAGGUGGAGGCUCCAAUCAUUGCUAAUCCACAUGUAAUUUCUCUGUAAACAGCCAGUGAAGCAGGAAGAAUGCACAGUAUGUUCUCUCCUUCAUGCUGUGGUUUGGGCCACUCCUAGGGAAAACUCUGUGGCCUCAGUGCCCUAAAUUACCAGGUUUUUAGAAGUUUUAGCUUAAAGCUAAGUUGCAUCAGUAGAAUUAACCACCUCAGCCCAAGAUGGAUGUCUCUGGGUAUUUUAAAAGGAUUUUUGGCAAACAUUUAAUUUGGUGCCUGUCCUAAAGCAUGGGAGAGAGUGUUCUAGGGUCUGAGGGAUUUUAUUUGGCUGCUUUCUUCUUCUGUGCAAUGAAUGAACUCAGAAUAGUGACAGACAGAAAAUCAGGUCUGCAGUGAGGUCUCAUUUCUAUUAAUGUUUUAACUGUUUUAGUACUUGUCAGCAGUGCUUCAAGUAAGUUCUGACUGUUAGCAAAUGGACCCAGGACUGUUAUGGGCCAGGCUAUUAGUUCAGCACCCCAAAAGCUCCUUGGAGUGUGGGUCUUCAAUCUGUGACUUUAGAAAUUACCUUUAAAAUCAUUCUUUGUACUCAAUUCCCAUGUCUAGCUCCAGCUUUCUGUUUUCUCCCUGAACAGGGAUUGCAUUUCCUUUCACGUGGCUCAGAACUUUCUGUUUGGGGAUUCAGGUGGCCUGAGGGAAGGAAGUGAUAGAUUUUCUUUAGAGGAAUUAUGGUUUAUCUCUUCAAUUCUGCAAAUCUGAAGCUGUGAAAUUGUUACCAGAUCACUCCAGUUGAGUGAGCUCGUUUUGGACUCCUGACUCCAAUCUUGUACCUUUACUCUGCUUGGCAAAUUAGACUGCAAAGUGUUGCUGUGUCCUGGGCUGUUGAUUCUGGAGAAUGGCCUUUCCACUUGACUUUUUGAUUGCUUCAGAUAAAUUUCCUUUUAAGUGAUACUUGAGGAUUAUAUAGUUCAAAAUUCUGUGCCUCCCAGGGGCCUUUUGGCUUCUUUCAGAGCUGGGGUGAGGAGGAAAUUAUAGCUUUCAACUGCCUCCUUCUUUGCUUUGUGUCACAGCCUUAAAAUUAUUGUCAUGUUUGUCUUUAAUAUUGUGAUAUUGUCUUUAAUAUUGUGAUUCUCAGGCAGAAUUUGCAUCUGUUAGAAGUUUGGUGCUGCUGCAGCAGCCCUGGGUGUUCAAAGGAGUGUGGGUGUUUGUGUUCUGCUUCAGUUCUUCCCUGCUGCUCCUAUGGUUCUGAUUUCCAAUUUUAAUGGUGUAAAGGAUGCUUCCUCUUUCCUGCUCAUUUUGUAUUUCAGCCUGAAGAUCCCUUUAUGUCCACUAGCACUGAGCCCACCUCUCCUCUGUGUCUUGUCAAUGCUUUCCUAGUUUUUCAGUGUGCUCUCUGUGGCUUGGCAUUGUGGCAUGGCCCUGCAGUGAGAUCCCUGAUCAUUUCCCAGUGUGAGGCAGAAGAACUGGUAUUUUACAGAUGCUUGCUCAAGGUAAUAGCAUUUCCUGCAAAGGUAGGAGCAAUUCUAAAUAAUUUUCAGACACUUUUUGUCUUUCAGAUGAUUCUGCAUACGUGGAGCUUAGUGUGUGUUUGCCCUUUGCAUUUACAAUGGAAGUUCAAAAUUAAACUAGGAAGGGAUUCCAAGUAUGUAUUUGGUUUCACUUCUACUUUUAACUCUGCAGAAUAGGAGCUGCUGAGGCUCCCUGGUGCUGCUCAGUGGAGUCCCUGUGUUUUGUGCCCCUGUGCAAGGGAAUUUGGAGCAUUUUGUUGUCUUCCCCAGCAGUUCUUACAUUUAUAUGAGAAAAAAGAAAACCCAACCUUGUUGAGGCCAGGUUAGACAUGUGCUAUCCUUGCCUGACCUCUUGCUGAAUAGGUAAAAGAAAAGCCUUUUCCCCUGCUUUCUUUCAAGGCCAGACCCAACAUCUUUGUAACCACUGGCUGUUCUUUCUCAUUUUCCAGCAGCAUUUUACUCAUCCAACCCCAUGUUGUGCAAGCUCUGGUUCAUACCAUUUGUGCCAUGUUUAUAAAUCAGUUUUUUAUAUUUUUGUACUGAAAGGAAUUGGAGCACUUUAGACAAGUUGAUUUCAAGUUCCAUUUCUGUUUGUACCUGGCAGGAAACCUCUCAUGAAAGUAGAUCCUGUUGGCAUAACUCUGUGCAUCUCACUCAGAACUGUGAACUCUCUUGAUGCUCUUUAGUCUUAGGUCUGGUUUCUAGGCCCACCUUGCACUGUAAAGAUUUAAUAAAAAAAGACAAAACAAAACAAAAAAACCAUGGUCUGUGGUUAAAUCCACCAUUUGUUGGGGAAGAGUUUGGUUUUGUUUUUUGUUAGGCUGUAAACUUUGUAAAUAAUUCAAUUACUGUUGAUACUGCUGGAGCAACAUCUUUGUAGUCCUUAUUUUAUUUGUAAAGUUGAUGGUUAAAUGUUAAUAUUCUGUUGACUUGUGCACUCUUGAUUAAUUGUAAACUUGAUCUUAGCACACCAAAUGAUGAUUUUUACCAUGAUUGCGGUGGUUUUCCACUGAAGGAUUUUCAGAGCUGCAAUAGGACUGAAACCAACUUCUAGCAAUAAAAAAGAAAGUAUUCAAAA
Molecule: messenger RNA, 9643 nt
Organism: Calypte anna (Anna's hummingbird)
Lineage: Eukaryota; Metazoa; Chordata; Aves; Apodiformes; Trochilidae
Gene: ARHGEF18
Product: Rho/Rac guanine nucleotide exchange factor 18
Exons: 31
Coding region: 174-4919 (1581 amino acids)
Biological process (GO): small GTPase-mediated signal transduction
Molecular function (GO): guanyl-nucleotide exchange factor activity
Source: RefSeq, a predicted model, not a curated record